Xenia sp. Carnegie-2017 is the source of this 450-nucleotide messenger RNA. RefSeq names its product E3 ubiquitin-protein ligase NRDP1-like. Gene Ontology annotation, biological process: protein K63-linked ubiquitination; tumor necrosis factor-mediated signaling pathway; positive regulation of JNK cascade. Bases 1 to 450 code for a protein of 149 amino acids. The record is from RefSeq and is a predicted model, not a curated record. Gene Ontology annotation, cellular component: plasma membrane signaling receptor complex. Lineage: Eukaryota; Metazoa; Cnidaria; Anthozoa; Malacalcyonacea; Xeniidae. The transcript has a single exon.
AUGUGUCAGCAUAACGAACACAUCUUUUGUCGUUCUUGUAUUGAAGAACAUCUACGAGUUAAUGCACAAAGAUGUCCUCAAUGUCAAGAUAAUUUGACGGUAGCUACACUUCUUCCAGCGCGUUUUGUAAACAACUUGAUUUCAAAGUUUAAGAUAAGCUGCGACUACGCUAAUCGUGGUUGUCCAGAAUUUAUCAACGUUGAAGAUCUUGAAAGACAUGUUGAAAAUUGUGGUUUUGCUCCAGUGUUGUGUUCUAAUGAACGUUGUGACAGGGAGAUAAACAAACGAGACAAGAUUAAACAUGAAACUGAGUUAUGUGAGUACAGAAAGACUGCAUCUCACUACUUUGAAGAGAUUAAAGAAACGUUUCAACGAAGUUUUGAUCAUGAGGAGCAAGAGGUGAUGGUAACAUCGUUUAAACAGCCAAAUCGACAACAUGCUAAGUGCUAA